Molecule: messenger RNA, 2346 nt
Organism: Tupaia belangeri chinensis (Chinese tree shrew)
Lineage: Eukaryota; Metazoa; Chordata; Mammalia; Scandentia; Tupaiidae
Gene: FBXO39
Product: F-box protein 39
Exons: 4
Coding region: 222-1553 (443 amino acids)
Biological process (GO): SCF-dependent proteasomal ubiquitin-dependent protein catabolic process
Cellular component (GO): SCF ubiquitin ligase complex
Molecular function (GO): protein binding
Source: RefSeq, a predicted model, not a curated record
CUGGGUGCGAGCAAGGCCCCGACCCUGGGCGCUCACGGAGUCGGCGUUGCAGCCCCAGCGGCGCUGGUGGAGCAGGCGGGAGGAGCUCGCCGUCCCUGCAGCCCACACCGGGCGCAGCCGGAGCGGGGCGCAGCGAGCAGAAAAGAAGUGACCGCUCUCCUUCCCUCUUUUUUCGGAAGCCCUGCCUACCACACGGCUGUACUGUACAUCCCAGAUCCUCGAUGGACGAAGAAAGAGAACUCAACCAGCCCCAAGACCAGAGCUGCUGGGCCACUCUGCCCGAUGUGUGCCUGCGUCGUGUUUUCUGGUGGCUGGGAGACAGGGACAGGUCCCGGGCAGCCCUGGUCUGCAGAAAGUGGAACCAGAUGAUGUAUUCUGCUGACCUCUGGCGGUACAGGACCAUCACUUUCAGCGGGAGACCUUCCAGGGUACAUGCGUCUGAAUUUGAGUCAGCGCUCUGGUAUGUUAAGAAAUUUGGUCGUUAUCUAGAACACCUGGAGAUCAAGUUCCUGAAUCCCUACAAUGCUGUCUUGACCAAGAAGUUCCAGGUUACCAUGCGCGGCCUCCUCUCAUGUCUGGGCAAGAGCAACAACCGGCUGAAGUCCCUUUCCAUACAGCACCUGGAGCUGGACCGCCUGGUCUGGAGGAACAGCAUCAGAACCUCCUUCAUCAAAAGCCUGAGCUUCUUCCUGAAGAAAGUGGGCAAACAUCUGGAUUAUCUCAACCUGAAAGGGGCCAGGCUGACCGUGGAUCAAGGCUGCCACAUUCUCAGCUCCCUGAGCUACCUGAGGAACGAGAGCCUGGCCUCGGAGCUCAACCUCGAGGAUUACUUUAGCCACCACCUGGCCGUCUACAGCAGCCCGCAGUUCAACAAGACCAUGGCCAUGUUCCGCAACCUGGCGUCCCUGACCCUCAACUACAACUGCAUCUCUGACGAGCUGCUCGAGAACCUGUGUGAGAACAAUGCCAGCACCCUCUGGACCAUCAACAUCAAAUGCCACGUCCAUGAUCCCCAUGGCCAGGUCGUCUGGGGCAUGUCCUGGGCCAAGCUGGCCAGGCAGGCCACCAACCUGAAGGUGAACUUCUUCUUCGAGCGAGUCAUGAAGUACGAGCGCUUGGCCCGGAUCCUCCUGCAGGAGAUCCCGAUCAGGAGCAUCAGUCUGAGAAGCUGCUAUUUCAGUGACCCCGACUGGUCAAUGCGGCCCACCCUGAUGGAUCUCCUGCCCACCUUCCGGCACACUCUGCAGAAAUUAACUUUUGAGCUUAACAACAACCAUGAGUCACUCGACGAGGAGCUGCACCUCCUCAUCUUAUCCUGCAGGAAGUUGUUUUACUUCAAAGUCUGGGCUUUCCUCGAUGUGAGGUUUGUCGAGCGAAUCUUGAAGAGCCUGGAGGAGGGGCAGUGUGCCCUGCGCACGAUCAAGGUGAGAAUUUAUACAAACAGAUAUGAGACGAAUGAAGAGGACCGGACCCUGCGAGAAAUUUUCAGGAAGUACCGAAAGUUGAUCGAUUCAGAGCUUAACUAUUUUGUCAUCGCUUAUCCCAUGAUGUAAUGAGCGCUGUCCAGAAGAAGAAAGCUAGGAACACUUUGAACCUGAAGAUCCGCUUCUCCUAGAACGACACUUGGGGCAUCCCCACCCCCUUGUCUUCUUUCUCUCCUCUUUGCCAGUCCCACACCGGCACCCACGGCCCCGUAAAGGCUGAGACUCCUGGUGAUGAGGAGGCCCCAGGUGAAUUUAAAGCUCUAUCUUUACCAACUAUCCAGAGGCAAUUUCUCUUUUUGUCAUUUGGUUGUGCUUUGUGACACCCUCACUCAGAGCUGAAAACCCAAAGCCACUCAGAGUAGUUUCUUCCCAGCGGACCCUGAUUUCCUCUUCCCUAUGCUCCUGAAAAAGUGGUGUCCCAGCCACUGAGUGGUGCUACCGCCAGGUUUUCCCCUUCAAUGGGAGAUUCCUUCUGACUCCUGGUGCCUACCCGUCGGCUACUGGCAGGAGCUGAUGAAAACCCUGGCAACUGAGUUACUGGAGCCAACUCCCCUAGGUGACCAAGUUGCAAUGAUAUAAAUGUUCAUGCCCCCUCCCCCCUAUUCACAUACUGAAAUCUGACCCCAUUGUGAUGGUAUUUGGAGGUGGGGUCUUUGAAAGGUCAUUAGUAAUGAGUGCCCCCCCCCCAGUAAGAUGAGUGCCCUUAUCAAAGAGACCCAGGAGAGCUUUCCCACCCUCCUCCUGCCAUGUGAGAGUACAAGGAGAAAUCGGCGGUCUCCCGCCUGGAAGAGGGCUGUCACCAGAACCCAACCAUAACGGCACCCUGGUCACAGUCGUCUGGCCUCCAGCACCAGGAGAAAUA